GGUAGGGCUGGGAAAUGGCAUUCAAGGCAAGUGAUCUGGAGGCGAAGCUUCGGGAGCAGCUGCCCGUGAUGAUUGGUUUGGCUGGCGAUGGAGAACCGGCUUCGGCGUCCAGCACUCGCCCCUGUGAGACAGCGUGUUUGAAAUCUCGCCCAGGACUACUGGACUUGAGCGAUGAAGUUCUCGUCCUCAUUUUCCGGCGGCUGGACCCCUUCUCCCUGCUGAGGGCUGGGAGCACCUGCCGGGCCCUGCUCAGGGUGUGCAGCUGCAGCUCCCUCUGGAGACCGCUCUUCCAGGUGUCAUUUGGGGUCUCAUUUACUGCUGCUGUGAAUUCCAUAUCCUUGAAAGAUGCUUUCCGCCUCCUGUACAUGUGGAGAGUGUUGUAUAGCAGUCUGCACUGCAAUGCACAUCUCCAGAAGAAGCUGUUCAGUGAGACUCCUAAAUAUUGGGUCCAGUGGCUGGUGCUUGAAGAGAAGGUACCUUUGCCUCCAGUAAAACUUCCAGAUUAUGAAAUGGAAAAUAUCUGGGGGUUAAAAUUAGACUGUCUUGAAGGGAGACACAGAGAGGAUGCUGAAGAAGGCGAAACGGACGGGAUUUUGAAAUUUGAAUGGAAAGAGUUGUAUGACCGUGCUAUAAAGCAUCAUGGCAGUUUUGCUAAUGUUGUACAACAUGUUCUUGAACAACAGAUUAAAAAUGACCACAGCGAACUCGAGGAGCUGUACAGGGAGUACCGUCGGUUCAGGUUCCUGUGGCACUUGACUUACUGGCUGUUCAAGCAGCCGAAGCCCGUUGACCGGGAUCUACGCAACACAUUCCUGCAGUGGAAGAGGUAUAAGAGGCGCAAGGUGGCCUCCUGGGGGAAGGCCCAGUGUGACGUUGACUAUCUUGCUCACCUGCAUCACGUCACCAGGGACUACAUUGAAGGACAGUUGGCAAAAGGGGAUGAAAACGUUGUCUCAGGAAAACUGGGAGUAUUGGAUAAUCAUCCUGGUUUCUCACUUCUCUCUCCAAUUCCCUUUGGUAAGGGUUAUAGGAAGAUAAAGGUCUACACAGAUACUCUGGAUGGGGUGUACAUGGUGCUGAAUAAGGAAAUGGCAGUCUCUGGGGUCAAUCAUUACCAGUUCUGUCAGGUUGCCAAAGUUCAGAUGGCAAGAGUAUGCAAGCUGGAAGAGACGGCCAUGAAUUAUGUCAAUUGGAGAAUGAUUGACUCCACAUACUACUACAAGUUAUUCAUGUUGACUGGGUGUGAUCACCUCCUGAUAUACCUCAAAGCAUUCCUGCACCGGAAGAGGGUAGUCAAUGACUGGAUUCUUCAGGAUGAAAAUGCCUGGGCAAGACAAAAGCUGCCAGAAAAGCUCUACCGACUUCUGCAGUUUGAGACCAAAAUCUCCAAAGGCAGUCUUCAUGGUGACCACCCAUUUGCCCGGCUCAGUCGAGCCAUCUGGAUCUACUUGCUAUAUGGUGAGCAGUUGCUCAUGGAGGAUGUGAAGGAACUGGUCUUCCAGUAUGCUCAAGAUGCUCUUUAACCUGUGAUUUUGCUUAUCAGUCUUGCCAGAUUUUUUUUAUUGAUUUGUGAAAGUGUUUUUUUAGUAAGUCAAGACCUUUUAGUGACCCUCCAGUGGAGGUUAUUUUCUAGGGUUUUGAAGUGUUUUAUAGCUUUUAAUUGCAUUAUAGAAACCUUUUUUAUGCAGUUCAAAGCUCAAACUGCAAACCAUGCUACAAAAUUAUUUUUUUAAAACUUAUUGUAUCCCUUUGUUUUUUACUUUUUUGAAAGUGGAAUAUUUUAUUGUAUACAUGCUUGUUGUAACUUUACCUUUUAACAUUCUCGAAGUGCAUGGAUUUUUAGACCAACUCACUAACAAGUAAACCACAUAAUGCUUGUUAUAAGUUGUCAUGUUUCUUUCAUGCUUUGCAAAUGUGGAAUCAAUGCCACAACUUUGAAGAGAUCUAGGAAAAUGUCACAACACAUUAUAGCACUUGAGUAGCUUUCCAUGAUUGUGUAUUAUAAGGUGACAACCGGUUGGUUUCCGAUUUAGAUAUCGGUUAAGGAUAUUUGAUAGUAAAACAUUAAGAUGCAUACCAGAGUGAAGGAAAUGGACCUCUUGACUUGUGGCUUGUUGGAUGCCUGCAGGGGUGCCUUAAUGUAUGUUAGAAUUGUCUACCUCCUCAGCACUAAGACCAGUUGCCAACAGGAAAAUGCUCUUCAUGUUGUCCAACUUCUAGUCUAAAAUCAAUUUUAAACUCAAAUAGGACCGUUUUGAAACUGUCCAUGCACUGUAAAAAAAAAAAAUGUAAUGCUAAUCAGCAUUGUUACUCAUUUGGUUUAAUAACAUUUGUUCAUUCCUGCCGCUUACUGAAUGUUCACUGUACACUGGCAUUACUCUCCAAAUUAAGUUUCAAUAACAAAAAUGUUAAUUUUACCUCUACAGUUCCUGUCCUGUUGGGGAGCCCUAGUGAGCACAAUUUCUAAAGUUAAUUUUAUGGCGCUUUCAACAAGUGUCUUCUGGCCUCUGGAUGUUGAUUCUGAAGUCCAAUACUGUAUGUGGAAAUUUUGUGAAGGCUAUUGAGAAUCUUAUACUUACUGAUUAAAUUAUGAAUUCUUCAGUUUAAGAGACCUGAAAAAUCCAGUGUUUUAACCUGUCAAUAUAGGUCAUUUUUUGUCUGGGGAUGUCCUCUGGACUGUUUCCAGAGCUUGUAAAAUGUUGUAACAUUAUGUAAAUUAUAUGCCAUUCUAUUUGAAGUUUUACUUGUGUGUGUGUGUGUACAUCGUUUGCAUAAUGUCCCUAAAAAUGACUGCUUUGUUGCAUCCUUACAUUUAAUAGACUGCAUGAAAAUAACACUUUCAUAUGUACCGUAGCUUAAGUUCAAGGUUUCCCAGCUUGCGUCUUUCUGUAACCUGCUUCCAACUCUGCAUUUGUUAGCCUUAAAUAUAAUUUCCAAGACCUUUA
Lepisosteus oculatus (spotted gar) is the source of this 2945-nucleotide messenger RNA. The record is from RefSeq and is a predicted model, not a curated record. NCBI's taxonomy places the organism in Eukaryota, Metazoa, Chordata, Actinopteri, Semionotiformes, Lepisosteidae.